Messenger RNA from Arachis ipaensis, 1787 nucleotides. RefSeq names its product galactan beta-1,4-galactosyltransferase GALS3. The record is from RefSeq and is a predicted model, not a curated record. Gene Ontology annotation, cellular component: cytoplasm. Lineage: Eukaryota; Viridiplantae; Streptophyta; Magnoliopsida; Fabales; Fabaceae. Gene Ontology annotation, molecular function: glycosyltransferase activity.
GCCACUCUGUCAUACACACUGCGCUAAAAACACAGAUUAUAAACACCCUUCCAACUUUCGAAUACAAAUAAGUACUCUGUUUCUCUCUUCCUUCUUUCUCUGCAUCUAUCUGCAACACCUUGUUUUCUCUCUCUAUUAUUACUAUUUUCUCUUUCUUUUUUCUUUUCUGUUUUCUUCAAACAUAGUGCAGCAUAUUUGAGUUUUGAAGCAGAAAGAAAUGGCAAAAGAAAGAGAAAAGAAGCUGUUUGUUGGAAUACUUGGGAACUAUGCAUCAGAGCUCAAACUUCUUCUCACAACUCUGCUUCUGUUGUGUGCAGUUGCAACUUUUCUUCAGUUCAUUCCUUCACGUUUUACUAUUUCUGCUUCCGAUCUACGCUUCUGCAUCUCAAGGGUGCAAUCUUCGCCACCACCACCUUCACUUUCACCACCACUAACAACCACUUCAUCAUCCUCAGUUUCACACCUUUCAACACACGAAGAAAGCAAAAUCACACUGCCACCGCCACCUCAACCAUCACCGUCUCCACCACCACCAGCGGUGGAACAAGACAAAAUCCUCGAAAAUGGCAUCAUAAAACGUGCCUUCAAUCCUUAUGGUUCUGCGGCAUAUAACUUCAUCACCAUGGGAGCAUACAGGGGAGGCCUCAACACUUUCGCUAUUAUCGGUCUGGCUUCAAAGCCUCUUCAUCUUUAUUCCAAACCAACAUAUGAGUGUCAAUGGCUCUCUUCUUCUCCCCCUCACACACCAAUCACUACUGUUGGUUACAAAAUCCUGCCAGAUUGGGGCUACGGAAGAGUUUACACUGUAGUUAUUGUCAACUGCACAUUUUCAACUCCUGUUAAUGCUGGUAACACUGGUGGAAAGUUAGUCCUUCGUGCCUCAACAAGUGGUGGAGGCGAUACUAACUUUAACAUAACAGAUACAAUAGAUGUACUCAAUGAAUCUCCAAAUUCAUUGGACCUUUCAGUUUUCACCUCUCCACCAAAGUACGAUUAUUUCUACUGUGGUUCCUCCUUGUACGGAAAUCUUAACCCACAGCGCGUGCGCGAGUGGAUCGCUUACCACGUGAAAUUCUUUGGUCCGAAGUCACAUUUCGUGAUCCAUGACGCAGGUGGUGUUCAUGAGCAGGUUCUUGAAGUUUUGAAACCCUGGAUGGAGCUUGGGUAUGUAACCUUACAAAACAUAAGGGAUCAAGAGAGGUUUGAUGGUUACUACCAUAACCAGUUCAUGGUGGUGAAUGAUUGCUUGCAUAGAUAUAAAUUCAUGGCGAAGUGGAUGUUCUUCUUUGACGUUGAUGAGUACAUAUAUGUUCCGCCCAAGAGUACUAUUAAGUCUGUGUUGGAUUCACUUUCUGAAUACUCUCAGUUCACCAUUGAACAGAUGCCUAUGAGUUCCAAGAUUUGCCUGUCUUCUGAUUAUGGAAAAACUUACAGGAAAUGGGGGUUUGAGAAGCUGGUGUACAAGGACUCAAAGAAGGGAAUAAGAAGGGACAGAAAAUAUGCAGUGCAACCUCGUAGCUUGUAUGCAACAGGGGUUCACAUGUCACAGAAUCUAGCAGGGAAAACAACUCACAAAACAGAAGGGAAAAUCAUGUAUUACCACUACCAUGGAACCAUAGCAGAGAAGAGAGAAUCAUGCAAGAUGCUUGUGAAUUCAACACAGCUCACAUAUGAGAAAACCCCCUAUGUUUUAGACACUACCAUGAGAGACAUUGCUGGUGUCAUCAAGAAAUUUGAGCUCAAGAUGAUUGGAUCUAGGCUACAGAAAAAUCGCCAAUGACAACAAC